AGUCUGCCGAGCUGCACCACGAACCACGGGAACAACCGGAGCAGCAAAACGCAAGCGAGAAUCUGCACCGUUGAUACGUACAUCUUCCAAUUUCCCAUUGGGUGGCAGCUACGGGCCCUUUGGGUGUCGCCAAUUCCAGCCCGCCCCGUUGUUCCCGCUUGCCGCUUCCCAAGCCGCCGUGCAUCCCACCGGCCACACUACAGUAGCGACAUUUCCCGUUGCUUUGCGACCCAC
Messenger RNA from Pyricularia grisea, 234 nucleotides. RefSeq lists its product as uncharacterized. Lineage: Eukaryota; Fungi; Ascomycota; Sordariomycetes; Magnaporthales; Pyriculariaceae. The record is from RefSeq and is a predicted model, not a curated record. The annotation marks the transcript as partial. The transcript is spliced from 2 exons.